Boleophthalmus pectinirostris (great blue-spotted mudskipper) is the source of this 3173-nucleotide messenger RNA. RefSeq names its product glypican 5b (gene gpc5b). The record is from RefSeq and is a predicted model, not a curated record. The coding region runs from base 496 to 2403 and encodes 635 amino acids. Gene Ontology annotation, biological process: regulation of protein localization to membrane; cell migration; positive regulation of canonical Wnt signaling pathway. NCBI's taxonomy places the organism in Eukaryota, Metazoa, Chordata, Actinopteri, Gobiiformes, Gobiidae. Gene Ontology annotation, cellular component: extracellular region; plasma membrane; cell surface. The transcript has 11 exons.
CAAGGAGAUAUGCCCAAUAACGAGUGCUGUUAUACCCAAUAAUGAGCGCUAGGUGGCGCCGAGUGCUUACACUAUGACUUAAAGUUGUUAGAGAUAAGUUAUUCCAGCGAGUCAAAACUAAACUGAACCCCGGUAAUUUUAUCUCUGUGUUUGUUUUUAAUAUUUCUUACAUCUCUAGGCACAGCUCUGCAUAUUUUAUUUUCCUGAAAGCGUAUUGAUACUUGCUUUGUCCUGGUAUUAAAAUGGCAUAAUUAAACGUGGCAAAGCUAAGCUACAAAGUACGGCUUGAGGUUGUGUAAAGUCCCGCUCGACAUGUGAGUUAUUAAAGUGGCAUUUGGGACAGGAGAGGUGGACACAGGCGGGCAGAGGGGAGGAGGGCGCUGACUGAUCCUUGGUUCAGAGUGGACAUGAAGUUUGCGGCGCGCGCUGGUACUUCAGUAUUGACUCUCCUCUCUGUCUGUGCCUUCUUCUCUUUCCUUUGAUUGAGAUGUUGCGAUGUCCCGGGCAGGUUUACAAGUCGUGGAUCUAUUCUGGGUGAUUUUUAUUGCAUUUGUUUUUGUACCGGAGGCGGUCAGUGCCAGUAGAUCGGCCGGGGCAGACAGCUGUCAUGAGGUGAAGACAGCUUACAUGAUGCGCCAAAUAGGUCCGGUGGAGCUGGUUCCAGACAGACCCCGAGCAGAUGAGUCCCUGCGUGUGUGUGUCCACUCGGGGCCAAGCUGCUGCUCCAGUAAAAUGGAGGACAACUACAUGACGGCGGUGCGCAGUGAGACGCAGCAGAAGAUGAGGUCCUACAGCUUUGAGCUCAAGUACCUGAUCACAGGACACGCAAAGGCCUACAGAGAGACUUUUGAGUCACUGGUCUCCUUCACGUCCAACCUGACAAGCACACUCUUCGACAGUGCCUACUCUGCCCUAUCCUCAGACUGUCGCCCCCUUGUCUCCCGGCUGUUCAAUGACAUUAAACUACACCUUUCUGGAGAUGCAGCCCUGUCACUGGACAAAACUGUCAAUCGAUUUUAUGAUGACCUGUUCCCCUUGGUUUAUCGGCGUCUUCUCAACCCUGGCUUUGGCCCUAAGUCUUUCCAGUCAAGUUCAUCUCUCCAUAGCAACCACGAUGAUUGUUUGAAAAUGACGCGUCAGGAUGUUAGUCCAUUUGGACCUUACCCCCGCCUCCUGGUCAGUGGCCUGUCCCGGGCACUUGGGGUUGGUCAUGCGUUAAGUCGAUUAUUGAAACUGGCCGGAGAGGUGGUCAAUGCAACGGAGAAGACAACGCUAAGCAGAGAGUGUGGGAGGAGUUUGGUAAAGAUGCAGUACUGUUCACACUGUAGGGGACUGACUCUGAUACGGCCCUGCACUGGACUUUGUGUCAACGUUAUGAGAGGAUGCUUGGUUGGUGUGUCAGAGCUUGGCGGGCCCUGGAGCAGUCUGGUGGUAUUAUUACAGCGACUGGCAUCUACACUGGCAACCAGCAGUAACCAGAACAGCAUGGAGCUUGCUCUGUUAGCCGUCCGUAACCAUGUGAACGAUGCCAUACUGCACGCACAGCUCCACGGGCCUCACAUCACUGCCACAGUAGAAAAGGUGUGUGGUCCGCAUGCAGCUGUCUCUGUAAUGACAAGAACAAGUCGCUCAGAUCUCCACUCCGCGACCUCCGUGACCCCAGUGAAAUCUGACCCCUCUGCAAAGUCAUCCUCACAUCUCUCUCCUUUGGACAGCUCGCAUUAUCGUCCACCAGCACAUAGCCGCAGAUCACUUCCCAUCAAGGGCUCCAAAGGGGACAAAAGUCGCAGUCUAAAGAAACUCUCCAGGGAGUUUGAGGGCUCCAUUCAGCGUUACCAGUGGUUCUUUUCAGAGCUCCCCGAGGUGCUCUGUGAAAGUGAGAUGGAGGUGGAACAGCACACUUGUUGGAGUGGCCAAGACGUUGUCGAGAGCUACGCAGGUCGAGUGGUUGGCAGCAGUGUGAAAGCCCAGAGGGAGAACCCGGAGAUGACUGUCCGCUAUUCCGACCCUGUCCUGAAGGGGGCCAAACACAGACUGGAGCAGAUAACACAGGAGCUGGUAGCAGAACUUGGCUGGACCAUGAAGCCCAGCACGAGAGAAGAAGAUACUGUAGAAGGAAGCUCACCCACCAGGAGAGCCGAGGGAGGCAGCGGAGAGGAGGAGUGCGAUGAUGAAGACGGCUGUGAAGGAUCUGGAGCACAGGAUGGUGGUGAGUCAUCCAGCGGCCUCAGUCCCAAGACAGAGCAUGUAGCACCUCCCCCUCGCAGUGUCCUCCCCCCACAUCAGCUCCCCCCUCCACAGGUGGCUGUCCGAGGGGGUGCCCAUCCACUCGCCGCCCGUCACUUACCUUUGACCUUGGUUACCAUGGCGUUUGUGCUGCUGUCACCAUGGGAAUCUCGCUGACCUUCAGGAGACACAGGGUUUUGUACACAGAGACAGAGGAUUGAACCACAGUUAUUCUGACAGCUCUGGGAGGAGAUGAAUGCUGCUGUGAUGUAAAGUGCACAUAUGUAUUUUUGUAUUGUUUUUACUAACCACAAUAUAUUUUUAUUUAACACAAUAAACGCAGUGAAAAAGUACUGACCUCUUGGAGAGACAUGUAAAUACGGGGUCUGUUUAUAAAGAGAUGUUAGCUGUAAAUAUAGAUUAAUAAAGAUAAUAGCCAACCUGCAUCUACCUAUAUCUACUUAUAGCACCUCAUGUCCAAUGGAUGACACUUAAAUAACAUGAAGAACUCUUGUAUUUGAAUAUAUAUUUAUUUUAAAGGUGCAUUGUCCAACUUUUCUGGUGGAGGGUCUGUCAUCUGUUUGUCUUCUUUGAGAUGUUAUUGCUUUAUUUAACAUGUUCCACGAUAGAAAUUAAACCCACCUAUCUCAAGGGAGACAGGUCAGAUCUGUGGAGAGGCAACCCUAUUUACAGAAGGAGUGAUUUAUUAUUCGGAUUUAUAAGCAAUUAUGAGCAAUAAGCACCCAUAAUGAGAAAAUAAUAUUUAAAUGUGUUGAAUGUCGUACCAUGGAACACUCCAGGAAAAGCAAUAACAUCUCCAUGGACACAAGCAUCUGACGGACCCUCCACCAGAAAAGCUGCACAAUGCACGUUUAAGUUCAAUAUUUCAGUAUAAAGUCAUUAAUUUUGAAAGCUAGAAAAGCCUUGUAUUUUUCUAUUAACUGAGU